AAACGCCAUAACCGUUUACCAUUUACUCCAAGACGAUUUCAUUUAUCGUGUUCGUGUUUCUUUCAGAUAGUUUAGUGCGUUCAGUUAAUUCAUACGCAGCGGACACGGCCCAGCGACGGCGUGUGCGACACCAUCGAUCACCAAUCGCCGCCCAAGAAUGUAAUAUCGAUCUAAAACCGAGUGCUCGCCGUUAUUAACCGUCCGCCAAACUAAGACUCAGUUCACAGGAGAUUAUAAUAGUUGAUAAAAGUUUCGUUACGUUCCCGCAGGAAGUUAUUAUUGCAAACAUGAUUCCUGCGAGGUGGUUCCGAUGCAGGAACACAAUCGCAAUCGCACUUAUCAUCGCUCUAGUUAUUGUACAAAUUGACGCCGAAACAAAAGUGACGCGGCGUAGAUUAAGACGCCCGCAGACUUCUGUCACCUCAUCGGUGUCGACAAGUGGUGACCAGGAGGUGUCAGCAAGCGUCAACCGCCUGCGGACACGUGGUAGAGGUGGAUCAAAAAAGACCAGCGAUAAUACAGUGGCCGCUGCCACCAGCGUCAGCAAAAAAGAUAAAGAUGGAUACAAAGUGGUCUGUUACUAUACGAAUUGGUCCCAAUACCGACCAAAAAUCGGAAAAUUCACACCGGAAGACAUCACGCCUGAUCUAUGCACACAUAUCAUCUUCUCAUUCGGCUGGUUGAAAAAGGGUAAACUUUCGUCCUUCGAGAGUAAUGACGAAGCGAAGGAUGGCAAGACAGGUCUCUACGAUCGCAUCAAUAAAUUGAAGAAAGCAAAUCCAUCAUUAAAAACCCUCCUAGCCAUUGGUGGAUGGUCCUUCGGCACCCAGAAGUUUAAGGACAUGUCGGGUACCCGCUAUGCUCGCCAGACAUUCAUCUACAGCGCCAUUCCAUUCCUGCGAGACCGUGGUUUCGACGGAUUGGACAUCGAUUGGGAAUACCCGAAAGGAUCCGACGACAAGAAAAACUACGUUCACUUAUUGAAAGAAUUACGAGAGGCGUUUGAAGCCGAAGCGCAAGAAAUCAAAAAACCCAGGUUGUUGUUAUCUGCAGCUGUGCCUGUUGGACCUGAUAACAUCAAAUCUGGUUAUGAUGUACCAGCAGUCGCCUCCUAUCUGGACUUUAUUAAUUUGAUGGCGUAUGAUUUCCAUGGUAAAUGGGAGCGUGAAACAGGUCAUAAUGCGCCGUUGUACGCACCGAGCAGUGACAGUGAGUGGAGGAAGCAGUUGUCCGUUGAUCACGCGGCUAAUCUCUGGGUUAAACUGGGAGCACCUCGUGAGAAACUCAUCAUUGGUAUGCCCACCUAUGGCAGGACCUUUACGUUGAGCAAUCCAAGUAAAUACUCCGUUAAUUCACCGGCUAGUGGCGGGGGUAAGGAAGGUACCUAUACCAAAGAAGGUGGUUUCUUGGCUUAUUAUGAAGUGUGUGAAAUGUUGCGUAAUGGUGCGUCUUACGUCUGGGAUGAGGAGAUGAAGGUACCCUAUGCGGUUCAUGGUGAUCAAUGGGUUGGUUUUGAUGAUGAGAAGUCCAUCCGGCAUAAAAUGAAGUGGAUCAAGGAGGGUGGGUAUGGUGGUGCGAUGGUAUGGACGGUGGACAUGGAUGAUUUCUCUGGAACUGUAUGUGGAGGUAAUGUGAAGUAUCCGUUGAUCGGUGCUAUGCGUGAGGAGCUUCGUGGUAUCUCCAGAGGCAAGGGAGCUAAGGAUGUGGAUUGGUUGGAAGUUGCUGGUACCAUUGAGGAAGAAGAGGAGAUUGAGAAACCUGCGGCUGUGAAGGUUCCAGUGUCUGAUGUUAUCAAUCGAAUUAGGAAACCCAACAAGAAGGUGGUCCACAAAGGAUCAUUGGCUUUGGAUAAAAAUACACGUGGACCACAAGUCUUCUGUUACAUCACCAGCUGGUCCCAGAAACGACCAGGUGCUGGUAAGUUCACACCUGAGAACGUCAACCCCAGUCUCUGCACACAUAUCAUCUAUGCCUUCGCCACAUUGAAGGACUUCAAACUUGCUGAAGCUGAUGAAAAAGAUGAAGAAAUGUACGAACGUGUGAUUGCUCUCCGUGAAAAGAACCCCGAACUACGCGUGUUGUUAGCUAUUGGUGGAUGGGCUUUCGGUUCCACUCCAUUCAAAGAACUCACCGGGAACACUUUCCGUAUGAAUCAAUUCGUGUACGAUGCCAUUGAGUUCUUGCGUGAUUACAAGUUCAACGGCCUGGACGUUGACUGGGAAUACCCACGAGGUGCGGACGACCGCGCCGCUUAUGUCAAUCUGUUGAAAGAACUCCGAUUGGCGUUUGAAGGCGAGGCGAAGACCAGCGGACAGCCACGACUUUUACUCACCGCUGCCGUACCAGCAUCCUUCGAGGCCAUUGCAGCCGGAUACGAUGUCCCAGAGAUAUCGAAAUACUUGGACUUUAUCAAUGUGAUGACCUACGACUUCCACGGUCAGUGGGAGCGUACGGUCGGACACAAUUCGCCAUUGUUCCCCUUGGAGAGCGCCACAAGUUACCAGAAGAAGUUGACCGUUGAUUUCUCGGCCCGCGAGUGGGUGAAACAAGGCGCGCCCAAGGAGAAACUCAUGAUUGGUAUGCCCACGUACGGCCGCAGCUUUGAAUUGGUCAAUGUUACCCAGUUUGAUAUCGGGGCACCUGCCUCCGGAGGUGGUACCCCCGGAAAGUAUACAUCCGAAGCGGGUUUCAUGAGUUUCUAUGAGGUUUGCGACUUUUUGCAUGAAGAUAACACAACAUUAGUGUGGGACAACGAGCAGCAGGUACCCUUUGCGUACAGGGGUAACCAAUGGGUUGGAUUUGAUGAUGAAAGGAGUUUAAAAACCAAGAUGGCAUGGUUGAAAGAAGAAGGCUUUGGUGGUAUUAUGAUCUGGUCCAUGGACAUGGACGACUUCCAGGGACAAUGCGCAAGUGGUAAAUACCCGCUGAUUCAAGCCAUGCGUCAGGAACUCGAAGGAUACAAAGUGAAACUUGAAUUCAACGGGCCUUUUGAAAGCUCCAACCCAAUUGGGCAAUACACAACAAAAGAUCCUAACGAAGUGACGUGUGAAGAAGAAGACGGUCACAUCAGCUACCAUCCAGACAAGAACGACUGCACGAGAUACUUCAUGUGUGAAGGGGAGCGCAAACAUCACAUGCCCUGCCCGUCGAAUCUCGUCUUCAAUCCCGACCAGAACGUCUGCGACUGGCCGGAGAACGUCGAGGGCUGCAUGCAGCACACACCGGCGCCGGCACGAUAGAAGCACCCACAAACGGAGAAAGAACCUACACCUACACUCACACACACAUUACACACACACAAUGCCUGUACAUCGAGAUGACGCGGUGGGGUCUGUAAAAUACUAAAUAGAAAAAUGGAAACUGGUACUGUGAUCGCGGUUACUGUGUUGUGUUUUUUUAUUUAUAUACUCUCUUCGUUCGCAAAUGUUUUCUUCCAAAAUACAUACGAUAAAAUUACUUGUUUUAUAAACAGUUAAUUAACUUUUAUAUUUAAACUUAAUGUACGUUUAGUAUUAUUAUUCGAAGAUUUAUUAUAUGUACGUGUAUGUUUUCAUAAGAGAAUUUUAAGUAUUAAUGUUGUGACGUUGUAUUGAGCCAAAAAAAUACCCGAAUCAAA
Dalotia coriaria is the source of this 3616-nucleotide messenger RNA. It is a transcript of the gene Cht7, whose product is annotated as chitinase 7. The transcript has 7 exons. Lineage: Eukaryota; Metazoa; Arthropoda; Insecta; Coleoptera; Staphylinidae. Gene Ontology annotation, biological process: chitin catabolic process; carbohydrate metabolic process. Gene Ontology annotation, cellular component: extracellular region. Bases 288 to 3239 code for a protein of 983 amino acids. Gene Ontology annotation, molecular function: chitin binding; chitinase activity. The record is from RefSeq and is a predicted model, not a curated record.